AUGCCAUCAUCAUCUCAUUUAUCAAAUUCAAAUGAUCAAUGUGAUCACUGUCAUACGACAUAUACUAUAGUCAAAAGAAAAAAAAGUUGUGCUGUAUGUCGUCAAUAUUAUUGUACAAGUUGUGCACCACGUGAACGUCAUUAUAAUCAACCACAUCGUAUAUGUUUGAUAUGUCAACUAAUAUCGAGUGAUUCAACAACAGAUGAACAAUUAUUAGCAUUAAAAGUUAAACAUUUAAGGUGCUACUUACAGGCGAAAAAUAUAUCUUAUCAUACAUGUACAGAAAAACAAGAACUUGUCGAUUUAAUUGUAAGAAAUAGACAUUUACCGUUUACACGUUUAUUUAUUCAACAACAACAACAACAACAAGCACAACAAACUUCAACUUCUUAUCCUCCACCUCCUUCACAACCACAGCCACAACCACCACCACCGCCACCGUCAGCGUCAUCAUCAUCAUCAGCAACGACAACAAAUUCAAAUCAACAACAACAGCAAUUUCAUACAACAUUUAAUCAAUUUUCAACAUCCACAAGUGCUUCCUCAUCUACCUCAUCAUCCUCUUCUUCUUCAUCCUCAACAACGUCAACUGCUAUGCCACCACCACCACCACCACCUCCUCCUCAACCACCAAAACAUGGAAAUUUUACAAAUUUUCAACAUACAAUGUCAUCGUUUGCUAGUCAAAUGAAUCAUUUUGCUGCUAAUUUACAAGAUUACGUCACAAAUACAGUAUCUGGUGUUCUACAUCAUGCACUCGGCGAUCAUCAACAAACAACAACAACGACGACGACCACAAAUAAUGGAAAUGGAACAUCAUCAACAUUUAAUUUCGGUACAACUACGAAUGGACCAUUUACAUAUAGUUUUACAUCUCCGGGAAAUUUUGUUUAUACAACAACAACAAAUAGCACAACAGCUAGUCCACAACAACAGAGAAGAAAUACCACAACAACAACAACUACAACAAAUGAAACAACAGCUAGUUCUAAUACGCAGCAACAAGCAACCACAACUCAGCGACCACGUCGAAAAUCUCUUAGUGAAUUAAAUAAUGAACAAAAUAUUGAAGAUUUAAGUGUUCGAGAAUUAAAAGAAAUUUUAGUAGCAAAUUUUGUCGAUUAUAAAGGAUGUGUUGAAAAAAAUGAAUUAAUUGAAAAAGUUCGAAGACUUUAUCGUGAUCGACAAAAUGAAAAAAUCAAAGCUAAAGAACUUGAUAGUGCAACAGCGAGCGAUAGUGAAUUAUGUAAAGUAUGCAUGGAUGCCAUUGCUGAUUGUGUAUUUUUAGAUUGUGGUCAUAUGGUGACAUGUGUCAAAUGUGGAAAAUUACUCGCCGAAUGUCCAAUUUGUCGAUCGAAUAUUGUUCGUGUAUUUGAUAAUAAUAUAUCAUGGAUUCAACGAACAUUUAAAAAACGUGAAUGUAUGAAAUUUGUUCUAUCAAAAACUAAUCAAGAUAUAGGACGAUGUUGUUGUGGAAGAUAUUUACAUGAACAUAAUGAGAAUGUUCAAAUAGAAGCAAAUAAUAUAAAUUUUUUAUCAGUUAAUAAAGACGAACGAUGGUCUGUACAGAAACAUACACGAUGUGAACCAACAGAUGCUUUUGGUGUCAUUGAGUUCGAAGGUUUAGCACAUCCAACAAAAGCUCAAUAUUUACGUGUUGCACACGAUACACGACCAGAUUUAAUAUUAAAAUUAUUUUUACGUGUAUGGAAUUUAAAAUUACCACGUCUUGUUAUAUCGAUUGAUGGUGGUAUUGCAAAUUUUGAAUUACAACCAAAACUUAAACGUGUAUUGAAAAAAGGCCUUUUUCGAGCAGCUAAAACAACAGGUGCUUGGAUUAUAACAAAUGGAUGUCAACAAGGUGUUGUUAAACAUGUUGGCGAUGCUUUGUUUUCUAAAUCACCAAAAGCAAAAUCAGAUAUUGUCUGUAUUGGAUUUUCACCAUGGGGUGUUAUUGAAGGACGAGAAAAUUUAAUUGGUGUUAAUAAAGUUGUUUCAUAUCAUUCAAAAGCAAUAGCAACAAAAAAUAAUGCAACAUUAAAUAGUAAUCAUUAUAAUUUUUUACUUGUUGAUAAUGGGACAAAUGGAAAAUAUGGGGGAGAAAUUUUAUUAAGGAAGCGUUUCGAAAGAUUCUUAUUGAGACAAUCAAGUGUACAUACUUCUGAACAUUCAAACAUUCCUGUAGUAUGUGUUGUUGUCGAAGGUGGAACAAAUACAAUUCGAAUGGUAUUAGAACAUGUUACAGAUAAUCCACCAGUACCCGUCGUUAUUUGUGAUGGAAGUGGUCGUGCGGCUGAUCUGAUUUCGUUUACACAUCGAUAUGCUAGAGACGAUGGGUAUGGAAAUUAA
Molecule: messenger RNA, 2349 nt
Organism: Adineta steineri
Lineage: Eukaryota; Metazoa; Rotifera; Eurotatoria; Adinetida; Adinetidae
Source: the annotation of a GenBank genome assembly